UACAGACCACUCGUUUUCUUUCUCUUUCUAUUUCUGGCAUCUUCCCAUAUUUUUCUCUGAUUCUUUUCUUUCUCUUCGAAGAAAACAAAAAUGGCACAAAAACUUUCACUACACUUCAAUCACACUCUUCACACAUCACUACACUUGAAUCGCCACUUACAUCUUCAUCUCCUCCCACCUUCCCUUCUAAGGAAGAACACUACUAUCCAUCCAACAAGCCAGUGCAUUAUUACAUCCUCGAGCCAGAACCGUCGCUUCGAGUUUCUAACAGCUUGCUCAGUUCAAAAUUAUGAUGUCGCAGAUGAGUCUGAAGAAAAAGAUCAAAUCAGCGAGGUUUCUUCUAAGGAACAAGCACAAGAAGAAGAAGUGAAGGAACUGGUUGAGCAGAGUAUAUGGAUUCAGAUGAAGGAAAUUGUUUUAUUUACUGGACCUGCAAUUGGUCUUUGGUUAUGCGGACCGUUGAUGAGUCUCAUUGAUACUGCUGUUGUUGGUCAAGGAAGUUCGAUUGAACUUGCUGCUUUAGGUCCUGCUACUGUUUUUUGUGAUUAUUUGGGCUACUCUUUUAUGUUUCUGUCGAUUGCUACUUCGAAUAUGGUUGCUACUGCCCUUGCUAAACAGGAUAGGGAGGAAGUGCAGCAUCACAUAUCUGUCUUGCUUUUUAUCGGGUUAGCAUGUGGCUCGGCGAUGCUUUUUUUCACAAGGUUAUUAGGCGCAGCAACGCUAGCAGCUUUUACUGGACCGAAGAAUGUACAUUUAGUACCUGCAGCUAAUACUUAUGUCCAGAUUCGAGGGUUGGCAUGGCCUUGUUUACUUAUUGGAUCGAUUGCUCAAAGUGCAAGUCUUGGUAUGAAAGAUUCUUGGGGACCCUUGAAGGCUUUGGCUGCUGCCAGUAUUAUAAAUGGAAUUGGUGAUAUAAUUCUGUGCAGAUAUUUAAACUAUGGGAUUGCUGGGGCUGCAUGGGCUACAUUGGCAUCCCAAGUCGUUGCUGCGUAUAUGAUGAGCAAAGCUCUAAAUGAGAAGGGAUACAAUGCAUUUUCCUUCACCAUUCCUUCAGGGAAGGAAUUUCUGUCAAUAUUUAGUCUUGCUGCUCCUGUAUUUGUGACAUUGAUGUUAAAGGUGGCUUUCUACUCUCUAAUUAUAUAUUUUGCUACAUCAAUGGGUACAAAUAAAAUAGCUGCUCAUCAAGUCAUGCUUCAGAUCUACAUGUUAUGCGCAAUAUGUGGUGAACCUCUCUCCCAAACCGCUCAAUCAUUUAUGCCUGAGUUGAUGUAUGGAGUAAAUCGGAGUUUGGCAAAGGCUCGGUCGCUUCUAAGGUCUCUUCUAACUAUUGGAGCUGUAUUCGGGUUGCUUUUGGGGAUUGUUGUAACAUAUGUUACUUGGUUAUUCCCCUACAUUUUUACACCUGAUCAGAUGGUCAUCCAGGAGAUGCAUAGGAUUCUGAUACCAUACUUUUUAGCACUACUGGUCACACCUGCAACAGUUGGCCUGGAGGGAACAUUGCUGGCUGGGCGGGAUCUAAGAUUUAUAAGUUUGUCAAUGACUGGAUGCUUUUGUUUGAAUGGUCUAGUAUUAUUGAUCCUAUCUAGCAGAUAUGGUUUGCUAGGCUGUUGGUUUUCCCUUGCUGGAUUUCAAUGGGUUCGGUUUUCAUCGGCCCUUCUGCGCCUUCUAUCUCCCAAUGGCAUUUUAUACUCGGAAGAUAAAAGCCAGUCUGAGCUGCAAAAAUUGAAGACUGCAUAGUUUUGGAGCUCCAUUUUUAGUUCAUGGUACAUUAUACAAAUAGAAGCAUGUUGUCUGUUGCCUUCAAUUCUUGUUAAGUGUGUUACAAAAUAGGUAUCCAUCUGAAUGUUGAUACAAUUCAGUGCUCGGAAACUACAGGUGCUGUGUUGUAUCGGAAACUGAGCGAGGAAAUCGGGGAUGUGGGGAAAUUGAAUCCACCUCCUGGAACAUAUAUCUUCUCUGUGAUCAAGUGUGGUGCCACUGGGGUAUAGUUAUUUGGUAAACCUUUCUACUUUUAUGGUGGCUUUGAUAUUUAGAAAUAGAGGAGAGUAAAUAUGUUCUCAUUCUUGGAAUUUGGGUUCAAAAUGACUUGUAAGGUAGGAAUGUGGUGCAUGUAUAAACUCAUUUUCAGAUCAUAUCUCAUAUAAUAUAAACUCAUUCCAUAAGAAUAUAAUUAAUGUCUUUCAAUUCCCA
This is a messenger RNA of Medicago truncatula (barrel medic), 2190 nucleotides long. RefSeq names its product protein DETOXIFICATION 46, chloroplastic. Lineage: Eukaryota; Viridiplantae; Streptophyta; Magnoliopsida; Fabales; Fabaceae. The record is from RefSeq and is a predicted model, not a curated record. Gene Ontology annotation, molecular function: antiporter activity; xenobiotic transmembrane transporter activity. Gene Ontology annotation, cellular component: membrane. The transcript is spliced from 14 exons. Bases 91 to 1737 code for a protein of 548 amino acids. Gene Ontology annotation, biological process: transmembrane transport.